UUUCUUCUCCAUUUUCUCUCACUCCCACUUCUUCUUCCCCUCUGAAUUAAACCUCAAGAAUCCACCAAAACAUUAACUAUGCCUUCUUCUUCUGUUACACUCCUCUCCCAAUGCACAAUCUACCCAGAUAAAAAAUCCACCAUUAAAUCUCUCAAACUCUCCGUCUCUGAUCUCCCCAUGCUUUCCUGUCACUACAUCCAAAAGGGUGUUCUCCUCACUCAACCCCCUUACUCCAUUGAUGAUUUCAUCGACUCACUCAAGCACUCCCUCUCCGUUGCUCUCUCCCACUUCCCUCCCCUCGCCGGUCGUUUCUCCACCGGCCAUGACGGCCAUGUUCGUAUUCUCUGCAACGAUGCCGGAGUCCAAUUUGUCACUGCCACCGCUCCCCACAUCACCCUCCACUCCAUUCUCUCCCAUACCGAUGUACCUCCCUGUGUCAAGGAUUUCUUCACCUUCGACUGGCUCAUUAGCUACUCCGGCCACUCCAAACCCCUCGCCGCCGUCCAAAUCACUGAGCUUACCGACGGAGUCUUCGUCGGAUGCACCGUCAACCACGCGGUCACCGACGGAACUUCUUUCUGGCAAUUCUUCAACACCCUCGCUGCAAUCUGUAAAGGCUCCCAGAAGCUUCCCAAGGCCCCUGACUUCUCACGCGACACCGUUUUUGACUCCCCCGCCGUCCUGAAGUUCCCUACUGGUGGACCCACUGUAACUUUCAAUGCAGCCGAGCCUUUGCGUGAGAGGAUUUUCCAUUUCAGCAAGGAAGCCAUUGGAAAGCUUAAAUACAGAGCUAACAGGGGUGAGUUAAUUAGUCAGGAAAUACUAGGAAAGCAAGGCAACGACAGUUGGAAAACCGUUAAUGGCGACACUAACGGAAAGAUAACGUCCGUUACGGGUAAUGGCAAUGUUCUCAAUCGGACGGACGAGAUUUCGUCUUUCCAGUCACUCAGCGCACAGUUGUGGCGGUCCGUAACGCGCGCAAGGAAGCUCGAUCAGACCAAAACGACGACGUUCAGGAUGGCCAUAAACUGCCGGCACCGGCUGGAGCCACGGCUGGACCCGUACUAUUUCGGUAACGCGAUACAGAGCAUUCCGACUUAUGCUUCGGCCGGCGAGCUGUUAUCUCGGGAUCUGGGAUGGGGAGCCGAUCUGCUGCAUAAGAACGUGGUGGCCCACGAUGACAAAACGGUGCGUAGAGGGGUUGAGAAUUGGGAGAAACAGCCUAGGUUGUUUCCGCUUGGGAACUUCGACGGGGCGUCAAUCACGAUGGGUAGCUCUCCCAGAUUCCCCAUGUACGAUAACGAUUUCGGGUGGGGCCGACCUUUGGCCGUUAGGAGUGGUAGGGCCAACAAAUUCGACGGUAAGAUCUCGGCGUUUCCAGGGAGAGAAGGAAAUGGGAGCGUUGAUCUCGAGGUAGUUUUGGCGCCGGAUACAAUGGCUGGGCUGGAGAUGGACGAGGAGUUCAUGCAGUACGUAUCGGAAAUGGUGUGAGUGAUUACAGGCUAGUGGCGCUUCAUCAGGGAUUGCAUAAAGGUCCAAAUGAUGGGGGGUCAUAAUUUGGACGGAUGUGAUUUGAAGAUAAGAACCGAAGCAGUGAUGUUUGGGCUUUUGCCGUCGGCCCACACCUGUGGGUUAAGCUUUGUAAAUUGCUACUUUUUUAUUUUCAACGUGAUGAAAUCAGACAAACUUUUCAAUUUUAAA
This is a messenger RNA of Carica papaya (papaya), 1701 nucleotides long. RefSeq names its product HXXXD-type acyl-transferase family protein. NCBI's taxonomy places the organism in Eukaryota, Viridiplantae, Streptophyta, Magnoliopsida, Brassicales, Caricaceae. The record is from RefSeq and is a predicted model, not a curated record.